AUGAGAACUCUGAUUCUGUUGGCUGCGUGGGUUUUGGUGGUUUUUGGAAGAGCUGUGAGUUUUGGGGGGUUUAAAGGCGCACACGGGAGAAACAUUGUGUGGGUCUCGCCACGCAGAAUUUUGAAAAUUUUCUAAAUUUUCGUUUUUAGCCCAAAAUCCUAAUGUCAUUUUAUAAUGUUUAUAAAUACAAUAAUUUUUGAAUUGCCACGUCAUAGGUCACGUGAAAAUUUUUGCAGGCUUCACCCUAUGGAACUGCAAUCGAUGUGUCAACUCCUCUUGAUUUCAUCACCUUGCAAAAUCUCCGCCUCGAUAUGUACACAAAAAUCUACGUAAGAGCAUUCGACACAAAUUCCGCAAGUUUCGAUAAAUCCAUGGUGACCACUAUCAAAUCAGCAUACGUUACAAGAUUCAGUGUGGAGCUCUUUAUGUCGCCAAAUCUUGGGAGCUCUGUGAGCCCUGGAGAUCAGGUAAAAAGCAUUGCAACGGGUGUCAGUGAAAACCUGAUUCAUGCCGAUGGAUUGUGGAUUGAAGUUAGUCAAACUGCCUCGAAAUGGUCAGCUGACAUCGCGAAAAAUCGGGAAUUCCUUCAUACUCUUCUCAACACGGCGAAUCAAUUAAAUUUCAAAAAAAUCGGGAUUUUCACAAGUUCUGAUGAUUGGAAGAUGGUUACUGGGAACACAUUGGAGUUUGCGAGUAUGGGUUUGAAAUUGUGGUAUUAUUCGGGUGAUUCGAAUGGGAAUUUUGAUGAUUUUGUUGCGUUUGGUGGUUGGAAAGCGGCUGAUGUUAAGCAAACUGUUUUGAAUCAGAAUGUUGAUGGUGCCAAGGUUAAUUUGGAUUAUUAUAAGUUUUCGCAAUAA
Caenorhabditis angaria is the source of this 857-nucleotide messenger RNA. Lineage: Eukaryota; Metazoa; Nematoda; Chromadorea; Rhabditida; Rhabditidae. The record is from the annotation of a GenBank genome assembly.